UUGUCUUUUGAUGUUGUUACUUCCAUCAGUCUUUCCUUUCCAUGACGGUCCCCGUUUUCAUCUUCGCAACAUCGUCGUACUCUAGCCCACGCUCUUUCUUCGAUCUCUCUCCCCUUUCUUUUUCCCCCGUUGCUCUUUGAGGCAAAAUCCGCUCCACGUCUGCUUCUUGUUUGAGCCUUUAAGCGAAGGAUCUCGUGCGUUGAUGUGUGUCUGUAACCCAUUCACAAAACCCAUGAAGCGAUUCUCGAGCUAAGCCCAACUCCGCGAGGAGCUCGAAGAUGGCUUCGCCAUAGCGGUAGCAGCUGCUGCUGCUGCAAGCGAAAGCAAGUACUUUUCUUUCUUUUUUGUGCUGUUAAGCAGAUAAAAGGACGUGCCGUAAUUGCACCUCGAUCGAGCGAGUCAGUGAGUCCAGUUACCGUGUGACUGAGUGAGUGGGUGGGAUGGGUUCCGAGCAGAUUAGAAUUCCUCAACAGCAGCAAGAACGGCGAAAAAGAUGGGGAGGAUGCCUCGGUGCUUUUUCUUGUUUUGGUUCUCAGAAAGGUGGAAAACGUAUAGUUCCUGCAUCUCGUAUUCCAGAGGGAAAUGCUGCAGCAAACCAGCCAAACAGACCUCAAGCCAUUGUGUUGGCUAACCAAGGGACAGCACUAGUUCCCUCUCUUCUUGCACCUCCUUCUUCACCAGCAUCCUUUACAAACUCUGCUCUCCCUUCAACAGCUCAAUCACCUAGUAGUUUCUUAUCUUUAUCAGCCAACUCACCUGGUGGCCCUUCAUCCACAAUGUUUGCCACGGGGCCCUACGCUCAUGAAACACAACUUGUUUCUCCUCCUGUUUUCUCAACCUUUACAACUGAGCCAUCAACUGCUCCCUUCACUCCUCCGCCAGAGUUGGCCCAUUUAACCACACCCUCCUCACCGGAUGUUCCUUAUGCACAGUUUCUUUCAUCUUCAAGGGGCCUCAAAGGUGCCGAUAGGAGCAGUUACCUUGCUGGGAACGAUCUUCAGGCAAAUUAUCCACUUUGCCCUGAAAGCCCUUCCAGUAGUAUGCGAUCACCCGUUUCGAGGAUAUCCAGUGGUGGGUUAUCAUCAUCUUUUGCAGAAAGGGAGUUCCCUCCGCAGUGGGACCCAUUGGCUUCUCCUCAACGUGGGAAGUAUCCGGGAAGGGGUUCUGAUCGGUUAUAUGAGCAAGACAAUGCAAGCGGCUCUGCAGUCACACACGAUACUAAUUUCUUCUGCCCGGCUACAUUUGCUGAAUUUUAUCUUGAUCAUAAUCCUCCAUUCCCUCAUACUGGUGGCAGAUUAAGUGUUUCCAAGGAUUCAGAUGUCGCUUAUAAUGGCAGCAGUGGAUACCAGAAUUGGCAAAACAAUAGAAGUCCCAUGCAGGAUGCUGACGAAAUAGAAGCCUAUAGAGCAUCCUUUGGGUUCAGUGCAGAUGAAAUGAUUACCACGAACCAUUAUGUGGAGAUUUCUGAUCCAAUGGACGAUUCCUUCAGCAUGACUCCAUUUGCAUCCAGUAACUCUUCUGGGGCGACUCUACAGCCUGUAUUGGUAGGUGAAGAACAAAAAGCAGAGAAAACACAUAUUACACUGCUAACUUCAAGAAGUCUUGGAGUGGAACCAGAUCCCCUUAACAGAGAUGCACGCUUUGAAGUGUCAUCUUCAUGCAACAAUCAUAGAGAACUGAAACCGGGGAGGCCAAGCUCGGAUGCAUCUGGAUUGAGCAUUCCCAUUAACCACACAGACGAUGAGAAUAUACUUUGGAGGAUGCGGUCAUCCAGAAGUUGUCGAAAGUACCAUUCAGGUUUGUCUAGCUCGGAUGCUGAGAUUGAGUAUAGGAGAGGAAGAAGCUUAAGAGAAGGAAGAAGAGAUUUUGCAUGGCGUCGCUGAUGACUGAGCUUGAAGAUAUUUGCUGCUCAUAGUUAACUAGUUUCAAGACUCUAGGCUUCUUUUGUCACUUGAUACUCUUUGGGAUUCUUUCCAUAUUGGUAGGUGGAAUGCUUCGACCUUUGUCCCUUGCGCUUGAUCUUGUUUCUUCUCCCGCGCUCUGUAUGAUUCACUAGUUUAUGUUCUAUACAAGGUACAUAGCGAUGCAUCAGAUCAUACAUAUUUUAUCAAGCUGUGAUGUAAGUGCACAAAAACACUUUAAUUUGCAUCUCUUGGCUCAAAUCUUAGUGCUAGUUGGGGCGAGAGCAAAGAUCGUUUGCUCAGGUAACCUUCUUUCUAUUUUUAUAUGUGACUCUCA
This is a messenger RNA of Rhodamnia argentea, 2238 nucleotides long. RefSeq lists its product as uncharacterized. Lineage: Eukaryota; Viridiplantae; Streptophyta; Magnoliopsida; Myrtales; Myrtaceae. The transcript is spliced from 3 exons. The coding region runs from base 441 to 1883 and encodes 480 amino acids. The record is from RefSeq and is a predicted model, not a curated record.